Molecule: messenger RNA, 603 nt
Organism: Arthroderma uncinatum
Lineage: Eukaryota; Fungi; Ascomycota; Eurotiomycetes; Onygenales; Arthrodermataceae
Exons: 4
Coding region: 1-603 (200 amino acids)
Biological process (GO): mycotoxin biosynthetic process
Source: RefSeq, a predicted model, not a curated record
AUGCAUGUAGCACCACUGGCCUCCAAUGACAUCGAUAUAUCAUACGAGACUGUCCCCUUCAAUGGUUCAUUUUAUGGCGAUUCGGUUUAUCGCAAGUUCGUCGGGCCAGAAGUUGAUCAAGCCUGGGACGACCUUGGCGUGCACCAUAGGUCCAUUGCUCUCCCCGAGGAUGCAGGGGAGAAGUAUGGAAUCAAGAAAGGCCAGGUGAAAAGGGCCAGAGAACAAGGGGGUGGCUACCUCGUAAAUGUUGAAGUUUUUCACCAUCUUCACUGCCUUGAUAUGCUCCGCCAAGUUUCGUACUAUAGCUAUGACCACUACAUGAAGAAAGGGGAGGGCGCAUUUAAGAAUACCGAAGAUAUUCUCAAACUUCAUGCUGAACAUUGCCUUGAUAUGUUGCGCCAGCAGAUCAUGUGCACUGCAGAUACUGGAGUCUUCGGGCAGUGGUUCGUGCGAGGAAUAGGUCCAUUUGUUGACUUUAACACUAAGCACAAGUGUAAAAAUUUUGAGCAAAUCCGAGAUUGGGCAAAGAAGGCGCAGGUACCGGUUGGUUUCAACAAAGUCGAGGAGCGGCCUGGCGACAUUGUGUUGAAAGUGAUACCUUGA